ACUACCCAAACUUGUGAUUAUUUUCCUAAAAUGUUUGAGCCAAAUGUUCCCAAAAUGUUUUUUGAAUUUGAUGACUUCGGUAGUGAAGAUCCUGAUCUAGCCGCGACGAACCCUAUGUAUUGGUAUUUGCAUGAGUUUUUUGCAAAUCCGGCGCACCCUAAAAGCAAUGACGUUAGCGUUUACCGGAACUACGUACAGCAGCUUGGACCAUCAAUUAAUAUAUCGAAUAAGGUUAAAUGCAAUUUCCAUGCAAGCGUUACCCGACAAGUAGGUAAUAGGCUGUUCCAGGAGAAACGAUUCCGAGCGGCACUAGAAAAAUACAACGAAAGUAUUUGUUGGGCUAAAGCUGACUCCGAGGAACUGGCGUUGGGAUAUGCAAACCGCUCUGCCAUUUACUACGAACAGAAAGAAUAUGAAAUUGCACUUUUUAAUAUAACUUUGGCACGGAAACAUCGUUAUCCGGCAAAGCUGUUACCGAAACUGCUGACUCGAGAAUUCAACUGCAAAAAGAAUAUAGCCAACGAUUGCCGAGAUAACUCCACUUACCCGGAACUAGAUUUCACAAUAAAAACUAACAAUAAAAGACCUUCUGUAGCCCAGGAUAUCCAAAUAAAACAAAUACCCAAAUAUGGACGAGGUAUGGUUGCAAAUCGGGCAUUUCAGGUCGGAGAAGUUAUUCUUUGCGAGCAGCCUAUCAUGUCUUCCAUAGACACACAGGUGAAAUUUUUAAACUGUGACUUUUGUUCGAGCACACAUUUCCACAGUUUGAUACCGUGUCCAAAUUGUGGAUCGGUUAUGUUUUGCAAUGAGGAAUGCUUAGAGAAAGGUCUAAAAUUUAUUCACCGCUUUGAAUGUGGUAUUGCGGAAAAGCUUCAUCAUAUUCGCACCGAUCAUUAUUUAGGCAUUCGAAUGUUUUUCUACGGUUUGAGUUUGUUUGAAGAUAACAUCGAGGAAAUGAUGAAAUUCUGUAAAUCCCACCCAAAAUCAUCGGAAACUAACCCAUUCAAAAUAGAUUUCACAACGGCCGAUCGCUUGAAGCAAUUUGAACUCUUUCAUAAGGUGCAAGACAAGAACCGUUACGAACUCAACGACGAAAUCGUAUUUCGAUUUUUAGCAGCUUUAUAUUACGAGGUCUACCUGACCCAUCCAACAGUAAAAUCCAUAUUCGCUAAACAGUGCCAUAAGAAUUUCAUGCUGCACUCCUUUUUGGACUAUAUACGCACCGCAGCUUUUAUGAAAAUCGGCCCCGGUCAGCAUUACACCGAACAGUUAUUUCUUUUUGCGGCGUUGUGUAACCAUUCCUGUGACCCGAACACAUUAUCGCUGCACACGGAAAAUCAGCUAAAAUUCAUUGUUCUGCGGCCAAUUGCUGAGAAUGAUGAAAUUCUCAUUUCCUACGGACCACUUUGCUGGGAUCAUUCCGCUGACAAAAGACACAGUAUUCUCAGAAAUAUGUACUUCAAAUGCCGUUGCGACGUGUGUGUGCCAACUGAUGGGAAAUUUGCGUUCAACAUUAUCAAAUCGGUUUUGGAACACCCAACACUACCAAGUAUUGACAUUUUCCUGUUCGCGCCAUAUGUAACACUAAAGGAAAAAUUGCAUGGACUGCAGAGAUACAUCGAGUAUUUUGCUUCUAUCGCUCACCCUAAUGACGAACUGUACGAAGCUAUAGAUGCUUAUGGAUAUAAUUUAAGAUUGGCUUUCAAGGAGGAUCUUGGAACUAAACUCCGGAAAACGAUGAUUUCGUAGAUUUGGAUGCAUUUACUUUUAGUGUUUCGUUGAAGAAUGUUUUGAACUAUAACAUUUAGAAAUUUGCUUGCGGAUAAAAUUU
Molecule: messenger RNA, 1831 nt
Organism: Malaya genurostris
Lineage: Eukaryota; Metazoa; Arthropoda; Insecta; Diptera; Culicidae
Product: SET and MYND domain-containing protein 4-like
Exons: 2
Coding region: 31-1749 (572 amino acids)
Molecular function (GO): protein binding
Source: RefSeq, a predicted model, not a curated record